Molecule: messenger RNA, 4597 nt
Organism: Hemicordylus capensis (graceful crag lizard)
Lineage: Eukaryota; Metazoa; Chordata; Lepidosauria; Squamata; Cordylidae
Gene: PTPN21
Product: protein tyrosine phosphatase non-receptor type 21
Exons: 20
Coding region: 657-4331 (1224 amino acids)
Biological process (GO): protein dephosphorylation
Cellular component (GO): cytoskeleton
Molecular function (GO): protein tyrosine phosphatase activity
Source: RefSeq, a predicted model, not a curated record
UAAAGGGGGAAGCAAGCAAGGAAGAAAGGAAGGAAGAAAAACCCCUCGCACACGCACUGGCCGCUGGCAAACAGGCAGGCGGCGAGGGAGGGGCAGCAAGAGGGAGAGAUCUGGUGCUCCAGCAGUCCAGGGGCUUCCUCCUCUGUCACAGGAAGGUGGCUGGCCGGGCAGCCUUCUUUUGCGGUCGCGUUUACUCCUCCUGCUCUGACUCUCUGCCCAGUCGGUGGAAUGAUAUCCAGACUGAGAUGUGUGGUUGUUGUUGUUGUUGUUGUUGAGGCAGGAAGUGAGGAAUGUUUUCACUCUGAGUGACUGAGGUGCCGGAGAAGCUCGCCAGGCUGCUUUUGUACAGGAAAAGGGGACCCGGGAGUCUCUUGCCGAGGAUACCCAUGACAUGGCUUUAUCGGAAGAGCUCCCAAGGCGGCGCCCGGAGUUGUGCACCUAACGGAGGAGAGCUUUCCCCCUUGGAUUACUGCGACAGAAUUUGUGUGGAUGCUUCCUUUGCUCAGAACUUGGAGGAAAACCUGCUGUUCUUCCAUGGCUGCUGCCGCUGCUGCUGGCUGACCGCCUGGGGCCUUUGCAGCUCCUGACUGCUCACGGGAGGCAAGCCGCUUGCCAAUGGUUUUCUGUGACUUAUUGUGAAUGUAUUAGGGACGAAAAUGCCGCUGCCUUUUGGGCUGAAGCUGAAACGAACUCGACGCUACACAGUGUCUAGCAAGAGCUGUUUGGUGGCCCGCAUCCAGCUGCUUAACAGCGAGUUUGUGGAGUUCACACUGUCGGUGGAGAGCACUGGGCAGGAAAGCCUGGAGGCCGUGGCGCAAAGACUGGAACUUCGAGAGAUCACCUAUUUUAGCCUGUGGUAUUACAAUAAGCAGAAUCAACGCCGGUGGAUAGACUUGGACAAGCCUCUGAAAAAGCAAUUGGAUAAAUAUGCAUUGGAGCCAACUGUAUACUUUGGUGUGGUGUUUUACGUGCCUUCCGUCUCUCAGCUUCAGCAGGAGAUUACCAAAUAUCAGUAUUAUCUGCAGUUGAAGAAAGACAUCUUGGAAGGAAACAUUCCUUGCACAUUUGAGCAAGCAAUUCAUUUGGCAGGCUUAGCUGUUCAAGCUGAUUUUGGAGAUUAUGACCAGUAUGAAUCACAAGAGUUUUUACAGAGAUUUGCCUUGUUCCCUGUGGGUUGGUUGCAAGAUGAGAAGAUUCUGGAAGAAGCAACCCAGAAAGUGGCCUUACUCCAUCAGAAGUACAGAGGCCUCACGCCUCCUGAUGCGGAGAUGUUAUAUAUGCAAGAGGUUGAGAGAAUGGAAGGUUAUGGGGAAGAGAGCUAUCCCGCAAAGGAUAGCCAAGGAAGUGACAUAUUCAUUGGAGCUUGUCUUGAUGGCAUCUUUGUGAAGCACAAAAAUGGCCGGCCGCCUGUCGUAUUUAGGUGGCAUGACAUUGCCAACAUGUCCCACAACAAGUCCUUUUUUGCGUUAGAGCUGGCAAAUAAAGAAGAAACUAUCCAGUUCCAAACUGAAGACAUGGAAACGGCAAAAUAUGUGUGGCGGAUGUGUGUAGCCAGACACAAAUUUUACAGACUAAAUAAAUGUAGUCUAGACUCCCCAGACUCUCCACCUGAGGAAGGCUCUCAGAAAUUUUUCCUCAUUCUUUCCUUUCCACGCUUUCCAAUCCUUUCUCGUCCUUCUCUUCCCAAAGGACAAACUCAGACGGUAACAGUGAAUCCAAUUAGGAGGCGAUCAUCCUCCAGAAUGUCUCUGCAGCCCACACCACAGUCUUUUAUGAUGGCGCCACCACCACCUCCACUGCAUUACAAUGGACACUAUGCGGAACCAUAUACAUCCUCCCAAGAUAAUCUCUAUGGCAACACGCAGAAUGGUUACUACUGCCACUCUCAGACCAGCCUGGACAGAGCACCACAUGACUACAAUGGCAGGAUCCGCAAUGGAAGCGUCUACAGUGCCCACAGCACAAACUCCUUGAAUAACCCACAGCACUACAUGCAGCCGUCUCCCAUGUCCUCUAACCCGAGCAUUACUGGCAGCGACGUCCUCCGAACUGAUUAUGUCCCGUCACACCGACACAGUGCCCUUAUCCCACCUUCUUAUCGGCCUACCCCAGAUUAUGAGACAGUGAUGAAGCAGCUUAACCGGGGAAUGAUACACUCAGACAAGCAGAGUCAUUCCAUGAGGAACCUUAACAUUAGCAACUCAUAUGCUUACAGCAGGCCGGACGCCUUGGUGUACAGUCAGCCUGAAAUCCGAGAACAUGCUAAUUUCACCUCCCCUCACUCUGGCCACUACCCAUUUAACCUGAAUUACAGCUUUCACAGUCAGUCCCCCUAUCCUUAUCCCGCUGAAAGGCGGCUGGUGGUUGGAGCAGUGAGUGUUCCUGAGCUGACAAAUGUUCAGUUGCAGGCCCAAGACUAUCCCGCCCCAAACAUCAUGAAGACUCAAGUGUACCGCCCUCCUCCUCCUUAUCCAUAUCCAAGGCCUGCUAACAGCACCCCGGACCUUUCCCGGCACCUUUACAUCAGCAGCAGCAAUCCAGAUCUCAUCACCCGACGGGUCCAUCAUUCAGUCCAGACGUUUCAGGAGGACAGUUUGCCGGUCGCACAUUCCCUCCAGGAAGUGAGCGAGCCUUUAACAUCCGCCAGGCAUGCUCAGUUGCAGAAGAGGAACAGUAUUGAAAUAGCUGGCCUGGCCCACAGCUUUGAAGCCAUGAGGAUUAAAGAGAGGACCAUGUCUGCAUCGGCUGCAGAUGGGGCCCCUCCAAAGGUGGUCCCCUCUGGGUCCCAGCCGACUGUUUUCCUAGAGAGAACAAAGCAAGAGGACAAUGAGGAACGAGAAGAAAAUGUUAACUAUGGGCAUAAGAAGUCUCUCUCAGAUGCCACGAUGCUGAUUCAUAGCAGUGAGGAAGAGGAAGAAUUUGAAGAAGAAAACAAGACUGGCACAACCCUCUCGCCACUCAUCAAUGGCAAACCCCAGCUUCCUUCUCUCAUGGGAAGUUAUGCUCCGGAGUCCUUACUGAACUACUCCUACGGUUCUGUUGCUUCACCUCCUGGUCCUUUACACAUCCUUGAACCCAAGUUGCAUAUUACUGAGACUGAGAAGAGGGUAAAAGAUGUGAGUCCCGCCCAUAUUAUGCCUGACACUCAGGUGCAGAGACGAGGUGAUGGGCUUUUGACUCCUUCUGUGUCCGAAUCUGACUUAACAAUGUCAGCAAGGUACAGAGUGCAUAAGGAUUCUGUGAAGAAGAGACCUGUGUCUGAGCUACUUUCAGGGAAGAAGAAUAUCGUGGAAGGGCUGCCUCCUUUAGGGCAGGUCAUGAAAAAGAACAGAGCCGAAGCCAAAAAAAUAGGCCCUCUGAAGCUUGCUGCGCUGAACGGGCUGACGUUAUCUCGGCUCCCGCUGCCAGAUGAAGGAAAGGAGGAACCUGCCAGAGCAACAAAUGAUGAACGGUGUAAAAGUUUAGAACAACGGUUAGAACAAGGAAUGGUGUUUACAGAAUAUGAGCGGAUUCAAAAGAAAAGGCUUAUUGAUGGCGAGUGCUUGAUAGCCCGUCUCCCGGAAAAUGCAGAAAGGAACCGGUUCCAGGAUGUACUCCCUUACGACGACACCAGAGUAGAAUUGGUCCCUACUAAAGAAAACAAUACUGGUUAUAUCAAUGCAUCCCACAUUAAGGUCUCUGUUGGGGGCAUGGAGUGGGAUUAUAUUGCUACCCAAGGUCCUUUGCAGAAUACAUGCCAAGACUUUUGGCAGAUGGUGUGGGAGCAGGGGAUUGCCAUUAUAACCAUGGUGACAGCAGAAGAGGAGGGUGGCCGAGAGAAAAGUUUCCGAUAUUGGCCACGGCUUGGUUCGAGGCACAACACAGUGACUUAUGGGCGCUUCAAGAUUACCACCCGAUUUCGGACAGACUCUGGUUGCUAUGCAACGACAGGUUUGAAGAUCAAACACCUCCUCACAGGGCAAGAGAGAACAGUUUGGCAUCUUCAGUACACUGACUGGCCAGAACAUGGCUGCCCAGAGGAUAUAAAAGGAUUUCUGUCCUAUUUGGAAGAGAUACAGUCAGUCCGGCGUCAUACGAACAGCACUGCAGCAGAUCCUACAGCCCCCAAUCCUCCCCUGCUGGUGCACUGCAGUGCUGGUGUAGGAAGAACUGGAGUGGUCAUCUUGUCGGAGAUCAUGAUUGCCUGUUUGGAACACAAUGAGGCACUGGAUAUUCCGAGGAUGCUGGACAUGCUGAGACAUCAGAGGAUGAUGAUGGUACAGACACUGUGCCAAUACACCUUUGUCUAUGGAGUUCUCAUUCAGUUCCUUAAGAGCUCAAGGCUUAUAUAAGCCCUCCCCGUUCUGCUUUUAAGUCAUUGUAAGAGUUUACAAAAGCAGAAUGUUGCCUUCAGGGAGGCAGGGUGGUCUCAAAGACUUGAUUGGUGUGUGGACUUGCCUUUCUGGCAGGGCUUGAAGAUGCUGAGUGCAAGCCCAACUCCGCCAUCUCAGUCUUCACAGAGCAAACCGUCUGAGUGGACACUCCUUUCUUUGUUUGUGUAGCUGGAACAAGAAAGGAACACGUGUGGCUUUUUAAAAAUAAAAUAAAAUAAAAUGUG